Molecule: messenger RNA, 297 nt
Organism: Clunio marinus
Lineage: Eukaryota; Metazoa; Arthropoda; Insecta; Diptera; Chironomidae
Source: the annotation of a GenBank genome assembly
AUGAGCAUCCUUAAAUAUAUGAACUACAUGAACCAUGCUUCUUAUGAAGAAGUUCAAGCCAUUAAGAGCAAUUUAAGGGCAAUGAAUUUAAUUAAAAAUUCUUUAAUUAGUCCCAGAUAUAUAUCUACAUAUAUAUCGAAAACACAUCUGGAAGUCACGAGGAAAUCAGCAUUAGUUGAACAUGUAGCAGAGACGAAACAUAUUUUUGAUUUCGAAAAUGCGAAGAAGAUGUUGUACAUCAUCAGCAAACAAACAUUACUAAUAGUAACCCUGAAGAUGACCUUAAAGAAAGACUGA